This is a messenger RNA of Scedosporium apiospermum, 435 nucleotides long. RefSeq lists its product as uncharacterized. Bases 1 to 435 code for a protein of 144 amino acids. The record is from RefSeq and is a predicted model, not a curated record. Lineage: Eukaryota; Fungi; Ascomycota; Sordariomycetes; Microascales; Microascaceae. The transcript is spliced from 2 exons.
AUGACACACUCGCCGGCGUCGAUGAUGCCCAUCGUCUUUGCUUCCCCAGAACAUACAGAGCUCGCACAAUAUCUCAGGCCUUCCAUUUCCUACGAGCUAUGGAAUCCGAACGGCUCCCGUUUGGAAUCCGCGACUACUAACUUUGGUUCCCUGAAAUGGGAGAACUGGCUCCUUUGGUCGCUGACCUGGACUGUGUUCCGGGCUGGUUGCGAUGAGGAAUGGGAUAAGGGCCCUGCUUCUUAUUAUGGCGGCUACCGCAGAUUCGAAAGCUCCUCGCCGACUGUUAUCUUUAACAUCAAGAAUGGUGCGCAGGAGGUGGAUCUCGUUGCCGCGAAGGCCGACGACACCUGUCCUGCGGAACUAGGGGUUGCCAUCAACGUCACCGAUGAAACCAGGGAGGCUCCCAGCUGGGUGCUCCUGAGCGACUAUGAGUAG